AUGGUGUCCAAGCUCAGCUCUCUGCAGCAGGAACUUCUGAGCGCUCUCCUCAGCUCCGGUGUCACCAAGGAGGUGUUGAUCCAAGCCCUGGAGGACAUGGUGCCCACCACCAGCUUCGGGGUGAAGCUGGAGAACCUGCCCCUGUCCCCAGGCAGCGGGACGGAGGCGGACAGCAAGCCCGUCUUCCACACCCUCACCAACGGCCACAACAAGGGCAAGCUGUCCGGGGACGAGGGCUCCGAGGACGGGGACGACUUCGACACCCCGCAGAUCCUCCGGGAGCUGCAGGCGCUCAACACGGAGGAGGCCGUGGAGCAAAGAGCGGAGGUGGAUCGGAUGAUCAGCGAGGACCCCUGGCGGGCUGCAAAAAUGAUCAAAGGUUACAUGCAGCAGCACAACAUCCCCCAGAGGGAGGUGGUGGAUGUCACAGGCCUGAAUCAGUCUCACCUCUCCCAGCACCUCAACAAGGGAACACCCAUGAAAACGCAGAAGCGGGCAGCACUCUACACGUGGUACGUCCGGAAGCAGAGGGAGAUUCUCAGACAAUUCAACCAGACAGUCCAGGGUUCUGGAAAUAUGACAGACAAAAGCAGUCAGGAUCAGCUGCUGUUUCUCUUUCCAGAGUUCAAUCAGCAGAACCAGGGCACGGGCCAGCUCGAGGACACCUGCUCUGAAACUCCCAGCAAGAAGAUGCGACGGAAUCGAUUCAAAUGGGGGCCGGCCUCGCAACAAAUCUUGUACCAAGCCUAUGACCGGCAAAAGAACCCUAGCAAGGAGGAAAGGGAAGCCUUAGUGGAGGAAUGUAACAGGGCGGAAUGUCUCCAGCGAGGAGUGUCCCCCUCCAAAGCGCAUGGGCUGGGCUCCAACCUGGUGACGGAAGUUCGUGUCUACAACUGGUUCGCGAACCGACGGAAAGAGGAGGCUUUCCGCCAGAAGCUGGCCAUGGACGCCUACAGCACAGGCCAGCCGCACAGCAUGAACCUCCUGCUGUCCCACAACUCGCCCCAUCACACCCAGCCUAGCUCUUCGCCCCCCAGCAAAAUGGCAGGAGUCCGAUACAGCCAGCAGGGGAACAAUGAGGUCACUUCCUCUUCGACAAUCAGUCACCAUGGCAACAACACCAUGGUGACCACCAGCCAGUCCGUCCUACAGCAGGUUUCUCCAGCAGGGUUGGACCCAGGCCACAAUUUACUCUCGCCUGAUGGUAAAAUGAUCUCUGUUUCGGGAGGUGGGCUGCCCCCUGUAAGUACCCUGACCAAUAUCCACAGCUUGCCCCAUCACAACCCACAACAGUCUCAGAACCUCAUCAUGACACCGCUCUCUGGCGUCAUGGCAAUCGCGCAAAGUCUAAAUACUUCCCAGGCGCAGAGCGUCCCUGUUAUCAACAGUGUUGCCGGAAGUCUGGCAGCUUUACAACCAGUCCAGUUUUCCCAGCAGCUACACAGUCCUCAUCAACAGCCACUCAUGCAACAGUCGCCCAGCCAUAUGACACAGCAGCCUUUUAUGGCCACAGUGACUCAGCUGCAGAAUUCACACAUGUAUGCACACAAGCAGGAGCCUCCCCAGUAUUCCCACACUUCCCGGUUUCCAUCAGCCAUGGUGGUCACAGAUACCAGCAGCAUCAGUACAUUAACCAAUAUGUCUUCCAAUAAACAGUGUCCCCUGCAAGCCUGGUGA
Emys orbicularis (European pond turtle) is the source of this 1677-nucleotide messenger RNA. RefSeq names its product HNF1 homeobox B (gene HNF1B). Gene Ontology annotation, molecular function: RNA polymerase II cis-regulatory region sequence-specific DNA binding; DNA-binding transcription factor activity, RNA polymerase II-specific. Gene Ontology annotation, biological process: liver development; regulation of transcription by RNA polymerase II; pancreas development. Gene Ontology annotation, cellular component: nucleus. NCBI's taxonomy places the organism in Eukaryota, Metazoa, Chordata, Testudines, Emydidae. The coding region runs from base 1 to 1677 and encodes 558 amino acids. The record is from RefSeq and is a predicted model, not a curated record. The transcript is spliced from 9 exons.